This is a messenger RNA of Danio aesculapii, 2158 nucleotides long. RefSeq lists its product as uncharacterized. The record is from RefSeq and is a predicted model, not a curated record. The transcript has 9 exons. Lineage: Eukaryota; Metazoa; Chordata; Actinopteri; Cypriniformes; Danionidae. Bases 432 to 1334 code for a protein of 300 amino acids. Gene Ontology annotation, biological process: cell-matrix adhesion.
AAACCCUUUCAAUUAAAGCAGGCACUUUUUUCUUCAUGUUUGAAUCUUUGUCCGCUAGCAUUAGCGUCGGAAAUUAAAGUAGGCUUACAGUGGGCCAAAAUAAACAGAAAUUCCCCAAACAUUUACAAUAUUGGUCAAUAUACCGCUGCACAGUGCAAAACAACACUUUACCGGUUGUCGUGAUGCGUCAGAUGAGCCUUAACACCAAUCAUACACGUUUCUGUUGAGUUUAUCAAUGUAAUAGCCAAUCAGGAGCUUUGUAUUCGUCACUGCCGAAAGGAGCGGGGUUUGUCGAACGAGCGCGCUCAUUGAAUGAAUUGUGGAUUGACUGAUUAUUUACCAUUAGCAAAGGUGUGCUGAAACGAUAUUCUCUGAAAGCAAUUAUAGGCUUGCAAUGAAAUUCUCAUACUUCUGACCAGCGCACAAUUAUCAUGAGGGUGUUUCCAGCUUUACAAUAUCUGCUGGCGUUCAUAUCAGUCUUUUCACUGAGCUGGGUGACAAAAGCACAAACAGUGCCUUUGAUUUUCUAUCCAUUCAGCUCAGAAGCAGGAGACACUGUUUAUACCGCUGAAGACAAUGAAAACUCCACAGUUAUCAACCUACAAAGUCCUUUUGUGUUCUUUGGCCGCACAUACAACAAGAUAUAUGUUAACAUUAAUGGAUACCUUACAUUCAACCAGCCUUCAUCAGAUUACACGGUUCACUACUUUCCCACCAACGGAAGCGAAGACAUCAUUGCUCCGCUCUGGACCAAUGCUGAUGUCAGCGGAAAUGACAUCAUCUCAUACCAGCAGUACUCAAGUGGAGAUGUGCUCACACGCGCUACUCAGGAUAUAAACCAUUAUUUCCCAAAUCCGAGCUUUGUGGCUACUUGGGUGCUUGUUGUAACAUGGGAUCAAGUUGAAUAUACUUACCAAUCUAACGCAGCAACACUGUUUCAAGUGGUAUUGGUUUCAGGGAGUGAUGUGUCAUUUAUUCUCAUGAAUUAUGGUGACUGUGCUCUGACGCAAAAUAUGGUGCAGGCUGGUUAUGACACGAUAAACUCAACAGCCUACUAUGUUAUUCCUGGGUCAAACAAUGGGACCCUUAUUCCAAACCUCAUGAACUCCAGUAAUGUCAAUGUUCCUGGUCGAUGGGCCUUCAGGGUGAAUGGUGGACCCAAUUUACAAGAAAAUGUCAUGGGAAUUCAAAUGAGAGUUACUUCAUUUUCAGACCUAACACAGACUGAAAACAUCAAGAUCUUUUUAGAGGAGCUACAACAAGAGCUGGUCAAAUAUGGUCUGCCAGACAGCGUGAAGCUCAACUUAAGAGCAAUCAAAAGGGCCCAGCCAUAAUAUCAGCCUCAUGAGAAGACAUUUGUGCAAUAUAAGACCAUAUAUAUCUCUUAGAGCAGCGCAAAUGUUUGAGCAUGCUAUGAUAUUAUCACGUAUGUUUUAUUGUGCAAUAAUCUGGGGUCAAGCUACUCAGUCAGUUGUUAAGCCUGUAAUGUCACUUUACAAUCAAACUUUAAAGGUAUUGGAUCCGAAACCAAUAAAAUGGCACCAUUGUCAAAUUCUUAAAAAUACAACUUGUUAAGUUUUGAUGUUUUUUUAAAGUUCUCAUUAUUUAAAGAAACAUGUUUAAGUGUAUACAUGGCCUUGCACCUAAAGUAGUCUGUGAGUUGGUACAUAAAUUCAGCAGUGAUGGGGCACAGACUAGAGGGGCAGUAAGUGGGAACUGUAGAAUUCGCAGAUGCAGAACCGCUGUGGGUCAGUCAUCCUUUUCAGUAAAAGGUUCACAUCUAUGAAAUCCCAUGCCUGUUGAUUUAAAGUUGCAAUCAGAAUUCACAGUUUUUUUUCUGUAAAGCUGAAAGAAUGGUUAAAAUCUUUACAGCUAUGUGAGCAUUAAGUAUUAUUCUUUCAGGUUGGUCAGGUUUCCAUUUCUCUUUAUGCAGAUUGACUUACAUUUUAUGUUUGUGGCUCUGUAUAUAUUUUACAUGUGUGUUGUACUGUGUGUUUUAUUUUCUCUUGUUUGUUUAUUUUUAAUUUUUUAAUGUAAAGCCUAACCAGGGACGAGGGUUGCAAAUUAGCUUUAUGCUAUAUGCCAUAUGUACGCAACAUCGGUUAUCAUUGUAUAACAAUGUCAAGUGUAUUGUCCCUGUUAAAUAAAUAAACAAGGA